Anas platyrhynchos (mallard) is the source of this 3168-nucleotide messenger RNA. It is a transcript of the gene ZNF346, whose product is annotated as zinc finger protein 346. Gene Ontology annotation, molecular function: double-stranded RNA binding; zinc ion binding. NCBI's taxonomy places the organism in Eukaryota, Metazoa, Chordata, Aves, Anseriformes, Anatidae. The record is from RefSeq and is a predicted model, not a curated record.
CUCGCGGGAAGCCGCCUCCCCCCCUCCCUCCGCUGCGCCGUUGCUAGGAGCGCGGAGAUCUCGCGAGAGCUGCUGUGGCGGCGGCGGCGGCCAAGAUGGCGGACGGGGCGGGUAGCAACGGGGACGCCGCGGCGCUGCCGGUGGGCAGGGAGGCAGUGGAGCGGCUGAUCCGGGAGAACGGGCACAUCUUCACCGAGGCGCAGUGCAAGGUGUGCAGCGCGCUGCUCAUCUCCGAGUCGCAGAGGUUGGCGCAUUACCAGAGCAAGAAGCACGCCAACAAGGUGCGGCGCUACCUGUCCAUCCACGGCGAGGAGGAGCUGGCGCCCGGCAAGAGGAUGAAGGUGGACGCCAAGCAGGAGAGCAAGCAGGAAGGCAGCAACGGGGAGGACAGGAACAAGUGCUGCCCCAUCUGUAACAUGACCUUCUCCUCUCCGGCGGUGGCGACGUCUCACUACCUGGGGAAGACGCACGCCAAGAACGUGAAGCAGCAGUCCCCCAAAGCAGAAGAAGUAACACCUCCACAGAAACAUCCUGCUGCCCUCCCCACCUCUGCCGCGUCUCCUAACGAAGAGAACAAGGACAUUAUUGACCCCGACAAGUUCUGUACCCUCUGCCACGCCACAUUCAACAACCCCCUUAUGGCAAAACAGCAUUACGUAGGCAAGAAGCACAGAAAGCAAGAGACCAAACACAAGCUGAUGGCACACUACGGCCGAACUCCUGAUGCACCGGCGGCGUCCUUUAUGGCCGGGAAGGGGUACCCCUGCAACACCUGUAACAUAGUGCUGAACUCCAUAGAGCAGUACCAGGCUCACAUCAGUGGCUUCAAACACAAGAACCAGAUGCCAGGAGCAGUGCCGGUUGUAGGACCGUUCCCCCCCCAGCAGUACGUCCGGGAAGAGUCGACUGCCCCGGGAGGCUACAGCUACUUCAGCCAAGACUUCUAGAGCGAGCUGCAGCACUGCUCUCGGCGUUGUGUUGGUGGCCCAAGAACGCACGUCCUUUGCCAGCCCACAAUGGUUUCAUUAUCCCUCUGGAUAAGCAAAGCCCUACCCUCCUGUAUGCACCCGUUGAGCAGAACGGGGACUGAAGCUGUCCGAAAAAGGAUCCAGCUGGAAGAGACUUGGUAGACAGCAAAUACUUCACUCCCUUAGAGUAGUUUUCAUUGUGUAAUUGCUUCCUGUGAAGGUGGGUGCGGUGUGCGAGGAAGUGUGUAUCUGGUAUAAGGAGGGGCUGGCAACAGGCUGGCAACGGCCACCUCCUCCCUCACCAGAGCAAGCGGCGGGUUCCUGCACCUGGAAGGCCAGCAGCCCGCGCUCGGAGGCGUCUUUUGCUGGAGGAGAACUCCUAGAUCGCAGCAAGCAGCGCUCACGCGGCACGGAUGGGGACGCUGUGCGGGCUGCCUGGCUUCUUACAGGCCCAAAAUGAAAAGUGACAGCGUAGCAUCCAUCCUGCCUCCUCCGGGCAGGUUCGUGUGCAGAUUUUCCUGAGCCACCAAAUGCCGUUGGAGCCUUUCGCAGCACUGCAGCCGUUGGUUCUGGAGCUCUGUUGUCUCGGUGUCUAACAAGUCGUCACGAUUGCUGGUGUACAGCUUGCUGCUGGUGGGAGUGGGGGCUGAGAGAGGAGCGGGAGCUCUUGGCUCUGCAGGCAGCUCAGCCCUCUGCUCCGAGGAUUUCCAUGUGGAAGGAAGGAACUGUUUAGCCUGGUUUCCUAUGGAAACAGGUGUAUGUGAUGAUUCACCGUGUGUGUCUUUACCCCCUGUAACUUAAACAAAUUGCAGCCAAACUUGGCGCUGGUGGCGAUCUCCAAGGUCUGAAUGCGAUCAGCAGGCGAAGGGUGAGCAGAGCGAGUUCGCUUCACGUGCAGGCCCUGACAGAGUUUAAGUGCAGCAUUUUCCCUACUGCCAGCAAAAUAUUAUGGGAAAAGAGAAUUUUAAGAAAAAGAAAAAAGAAAAAAAGAGGAAACGAAUCUAGAUACAAUAGAAGACCGUAGUAUAACUUGGUCAAAUUGUUAGCUGACUAAAAAACUACAAAUCCCCUGGAAACCUGCCCCUGUUAGUCCUUCCUUAGACACUCCUUGCCCGAGCCCUCUCCUCAAAGCUCUUACGUACUCGUCCCAGCCUGGAGAGGGGCCGUUCUGUAUUUCAAACCCAGGAGUUCAGGCUGAUGGUCCCUUCGUGGUGCUAAUGUACUAGAUCUGUUAGAAAAGCCCCCGGCAGGAAGGGCAGGCAUCUGAGACUGUUGUGUGUUUUGGGUGAGCUCUUUAGAUGUUUUGUCCUUGAGGUAAGGCAUUGUCUGUGCUCCGCCAGCCCACCACGAGAGCCGUGUGUGUCGGGCUGGCCUCGUGUUCGCUGCCAGCGCUCCAAGUCAGACACUCGGCGGCUUCAUCCCAGCUUCAGUGCCUCUGAGGAGCUGAAACUUCACUAGCCCGUGGCAAACACCCUGUUUUUGUCCUUCCCUGGGGCAGAAGGAUGGGCAUCUGGCCCCUUCUGGGGCUCAGCAGGGCUGGCAGAGCAGGGUGGGCUGAGCAGAGCCGCAGCAGCUGCAGUGGGGCAGGCUGGGGCCCUGCGCUCCCUGCGCUGCGUUCCAGGGGGAGCAGCUGCCGCCCUCGUGAGGCUGAGAGCCAGGCCGUGCAGGCACUUCCAAAAUCCAGCAUGCGCCAGGCAGGUUAAGCAAGGAGAGAGCUGGCUGCUGAUCUCUGCCUUCCCCUCCCCGCUCCAGGCUGUGCACAAGCUUUGUUCGCCUUCGCCCUGCGCGGGGUCUGCCACCUUCCCUUAGGACAGGCUCCUGCUGGUCUGGGUUCGCCUUCCUGACGUUUUCCACUCUUGUUCUACCGCUGAGGUCUGACCUUCGCCUCCUGCUCGAGAGGGAGGCUCUGCUAAACCUCGCAGGCCGAUCAACGAGCAGAAAAUUGAGCUGAAGGAAGCGUCGUGUGCUGGGUGGCCUCCAACACCGAUCUCCGCUGCUUAGCUCUCGCCUCGCCGUGUGAGUGCAGGUGCCUGCUGGAUGUGCUGUGCGCUGACACCACGAGGGAUCCAUUUCCAGCACUGCCCAGCCCGGUGUGUCACUGCGCUGUGUUCCCACAGUUUUGCCUCCCCCUGUACACGAUGUUUAUGUAUCUGCUGUUUCCCUGAGGUGAAGCUCUCCAAAUAGAGUGUUUAUUACUACU